AUGCUUUUUGGACUAACAAUCCGUGCUGUUUUAUUAGAUUCCGGUUUUGUGGAGACCAAUCCUGUUUCAAAGUCUUUGAACGCGAAUAGCAACUCUAAUGUUGAAAGGAAAUGGUAUAUCCCUACAUUAUGCUACACUCUUCCUAAAAUUAUUAGCAGUGGUAAAAAUGAAACCGUCAUGAUCCGAUUUCAAAGCGUUGGAAGCUAUUGUAGAAUUUACGGGUGUUUGGUUGGUGGAACAACGGUGCAUUCCGUGCUCUUAGACAAAGAUAGUUUAUCAUUGUUCUCGACCGUGGUGUGGGCUAACUGUGAACGAGUGAUUGUAGUUAUGAAGGCAACCAACACGGCCACCAAAAUCCAACCUAAAAAAGAAGUUCUAAAGUAUUGGAAACAAAUCAAAGACGAGCUUGUGCUACCACUUUUGACAGAUUUGUGUGAGAUAGCGGGGCUUGAGACCCCGCCUUGUUUUAUGGGGCUGCCAGAUGAACUCAAAUUCAAGAUUUUAGAGUCGGUUUCAGCGUUUGAUUUGGCAAGGGUGAGCUGUGUAAGCUCAAGACUGAGAUGUUUGGCGUCAAGCGACGAGCUAUGGAAGCGCAAGUACGACGAGCAUUUUGGGGAAGUUGUAAGUGUCCAUAAUGGCGGGAGGACUUACAAAGAGAUAUUUGUUAACGCUUGGGACUGGGAAGAGUACCAAACCCAAUACUCUUCUAAGGCUUGGGUUUUGCACCCACUAUGA
Helianthus annuus (common sunflower) is the source of this 735-nucleotide messenger RNA. Its product is annotated as putative F-box protein At1g23770. The coding region runs from base 1 to 735 and encodes 244 amino acids. The record is from RefSeq and is a predicted model, not a curated record. Gene Ontology annotation, molecular function: protein binding. The transcript is spliced from 2 exons. NCBI's taxonomy places the organism in Eukaryota, Viridiplantae, Streptophyta, Magnoliopsida, Asterales, Asteraceae.